Messenger RNA from Astyanax mexicanus (Mexican tetra), 4092 nucleotides. RefSeq lists its product as uncharacterized. The transcript has 4 exons. NCBI's taxonomy places the organism in Eukaryota, Metazoa, Chordata, Actinopteri, Characiformes, Acestrorhamphidae. The record is from RefSeq and is a predicted model, not a curated record. Bases 236 to 1891 code for a protein of 551 amino acids.
UGUUUCUCAGUGUUAGCAGGUUUAUUAGCCGUUUGAGCGCUAAUAAAGAGUAUUAAACAGUAUUACAGAGUCCGGGUUGGGGUAAAUAUAUUAGUAAAAAUGUGUAUGUUAUAUGAGAAACUGUAUAAAUGUGAUUUAACCGGCGGAGAGAGCGUACCUGCGCUUAUUAUUAUUAUUAUUAAUACUCCCCCAGCGUCGAAUUAGUUUAAGCAGACCUCAGCGGGCAGAAGCGAUCAUGGGCAGACUGGAUGACGCUGCCAAGCGUAAGGUAGUGGAGCUGCGAGAAGCAGGCCUGAGCUUCCGCAAGAUCAAAGCUGUCCUGGAGCUGGAGAACAUCAAGGUGUCUGCACAGGCCAUCUACCUCUUCCUGAAGGAGUUCCACGGGAGGACCCGGCCGAAAGACUCCGUCCCCGGCGGCAGUGGACCCUCACCGGCUUCGGGGCUGGCUCUGGCGAGGGAGGUGGGUCUGAGCGAAGUGAGGCAGAGCGGCUGGAACGAGCAGCAGCUGAGGAGUCUCCUGCGAGAGGCAUCUCGCGUCACAAGCUACCCGUCCCCUACAGACUCUUCAGGGAAGAUCGGGGUUCCUCAGGAGACCAGGGGACAGUCCUCUGGGACGGGGAAGGGGGGGCAGGAGCAGCAGCAGGAGGGGGACGGGAAGGACGAGGACGUUCGCAUCGUCAGCGUCACCUCGCUGGUGCAGAACGCCCAGCAUGAGGGCAUUAAUACAGUGCGCUCAGGGAUUAGUGCAGGAACUAUGGCUACGGCUUUUGCACGGAGAAGAUUCACGCCCUCUCCAGCCAAUCCGGUUCUCGUGGCUCGGAAGAGACUCCUGGAUAAGGCUCUGUUACACAGGGCGAGGGUAAGGGACAGUGGACCUCAGACCAGCCCACAGGCAGUAUCGUUACUGAGGAAUCAGUCUUGUUUCACUGGCGCUGAUGGAAGGAAAGUCAUGUUACCUCAAGCAGCUUCAUUUGAGAUCUCAACAACCCGACCUCCUAAUGUGAGAGGUCUUCACCCGGGGGCCAGCCUUUUCCGACGAGGACUUCUCCAAAGGGGAAACCUGCCCACUCGCUCCCCUCAGCAGCAGCAGCAGCAGCCUCGCGUCGGCAUCCGGCUCCCGACCCCGACCCAGUCGAGUCCCACCCCCCAGAACCCAAACUCCUCGAUCCGGGCCCCGGCUCCGCCCAGCCAGCCCUCUCCUCCGUGUCAGCAGAGCGGCGCUGACACGGCGGCGCCCAGCGGCCUGCAGGAGCAGGUGAAGAGCCUGGCCUCGGAGAUCCGCAGCCUUGGGCUGGCGCUGCGGGUGAUCGUGGAGCAGCAGGGCCGGCUGGAGAGGGAGCAGAGCCAGCAGACGCAGGUCCAGAAGCAGAUCCUCAGCACCCUGCAGGAGGUAGCGUCAAAACUGGGUCCCUGCAGCCUUCAGCACCCUCCAGCUUCCACCGUGCCCCCGUGCCCGUUCUCCUCCACCAGCCAGAGCAUCUACACCUCCUGCAGUCAGGCCCAGCCGAGGUUCAGCGAAAUCGACGGGUCUGCGCUGGAGAACAUCGAGCAGUUUUCUCUGGACAGCCUUGGCUCCGCCUCCAUCAACGGCUUCCAGCCGUGUAGCACCUCAGACACUCUGACCUUCACCCAGACCCACACGCCAUCCUUCACCCAGACCCACACGCCAUCCUUCACCCAGACCCAGGCUCAGACCUACACGCCGGACGGGCUCUCCUACACACAGUCCCACACAGACACCUUCACAGGGCUGGACAACAAGUCUGUGGAAAUGGCCUCCACCAGCACAGACCCAACUUUCCAAACCAGCAGCUCUUCAGCCCAGGCCUCGGCCCCGCCCAUCUCCCCCCACGACGCCCAGCUGACCAUCAUCAAGGUGGAGAACGUUUAGAGAACGUUAAGGGAACAGUUUGCUCUUCAUACCUUAAGAGUUAAAUAAAUGAAGAGUUAAAUAAGUGAAGAUGAUUGGUCUUGACGUCCUGCAACUUCAUUUAAAUAUUUUUUUUUGUGGGUACCACUUUAAAAUAAGGCUCCUUUAUAAAGGGUUUAUGAAGAGUUCAUGAAUGGUUUUAAAUUAAUAUUUAGCAAGUACAUAAAGAAAACAUAAAGAGAAAGGGAUACUGUAGCCUGAAGUUUGCCAAAUAGUGAUUCAGUUUCCACAUUCAUUUAUUUAUUUUCAUACAAUACCAGUUUAAAAUCAGGACACACAUUAAAUACAGUGGGUAUCUUUUCAUCAUUAUUUAAAAGUGUUAUACAUUGUGGAUUAAUACUAAACUCAUUCAAACUAUAAAGAAAAAUAUAUGCAAUUAAUUAGCAAACAAAUGUGAAUAUGUUUUAAGAUUUUAUGGCUUUCAGUUAACAGCUGUGCUGAACUCGUCAAGAGUUUAAUACUUGAAUUUCUUGCCUCUUAAUUUUAAGGUUUGAGAGCAUCAGUUGUAAGUAGUUAAGAGGUAGGCUGCGUCCAGAAACCCCAAAAAUCUCCUCCGUGACCCAGAAACUGAUUUCGUGACGCCAUCUUGCCGCCUGUCCAAAAACCGUAGGAGACAAAAGUAGCCGCUUAAAAUCCUCCUGUAGGAGGCUUCCAACGGAGGGUACAUCAGUGCAUCCUACUCCGGUAGACUUUUAGGGAUUUUCGAAUGACGUCACUGCAUCCACGCCCACAGAGCACGCGAAAAUGGGGAAGGCAACGCCCAAAUAUACGUCAUAAACAUAUUAAUUAACUAGGUUCCUUAUCUAAUUAAACAGUCAGUAAAGCAGUGAUAUAAUUUAUAGUUUAGAUAAGCUGUAUGUUCAGUAAAAGUAUAUUAAUGAUCCCAUAUGUAACAUGUUGUUGUACAUGUACACAUCACUUCAACAUGUAUGAAAAAUAUAAUAUUUAUUAUUAUAUUUAUUAUUUAUUAAUUUGUUUUUUUGUUUUAUUACAUUCAGUGAAAUCAAGUCAAGUCAUUUCACUAUUAAAAUAAUUUAAUAUUUACAUAUGCAAAUCAGGCUGUUCUUUAAAGCUUAAUAUGCUUGUUAAAGUUAUGAUCUCUAGAAUUUGGAAUUGUGUUUAUUGAUCUCUCAUUUUAAUUUUUGUAUGCGGAGCUCGAUCCAGAAGCUGUGAUUGGCUGUGCAGUAUUCAUGUGCUGAAAGUGAGCGUUGUGAUUGGCUCAGUUCAUCGGUAGUCAACGUCCUAUCUAAAAGGGAUCAGCUGUCCCAUUUCCCCAGUUACAGCUCCUUCCCUCCAUUCCUCUUCCUCCUCUCCUCUCCUUGAUUCCUCCACCUUCUUCCAGGGUAGGAGAGGAGGAGUAGCAAAAGUUUCUGUACGCAGCCGUAGAGUUACAGGUAUACAGUGAAUAGUGAAUAUUUGAGUAAUGUUCUAAUCCAGAUUAUGAGAAGCAACAACUACUCAACUAAAUAAAGAAAAAAAAACAGUACAGUCACAAAACAGACCAUCAAAAAUGUUAUGAUGAUGAAACUGGCACUCAUCAGGAGCAUCCCAGGAGAGUCCAAGAGGAGCAUAAGUUUCCUCUGUUGUACAGGAUAAGUUCACCAGAGUUACCUGCCUCAGAAACCACAAGUUAACAGCAUCUAAAUGCUUCUUCACAGAGUAUUUUAGCUUGUUUAACACUGAUUUUAAGUUACUAAAUGAUUCCUUAUGUGUCCUUCAUAGUCUGAUAGAUCACUUUACUAUUCAUUUAAGUACCCAGAUUUAUUUAUUUAUUCUUAUUUAUCCAGUAAUCAUAAUUGUAUGUAUACUAACAUAUUAAAUGACUAAACUGACUGUUAUUAAUUAUGUUAAAAAAAGAUGUUUUUAUAAAGGAGUCUUAUUUUAAAGCGGUACCCUUUUGUGGAUACGCUAAUGUGGUCUUCCUUAAAAUAGGCUUCACCUGAGAGUGAAUCAUUGUCAGUAGUACUGUAGCUGCAGCCAUAGUGGACUGUGUGAUACCUUUGGCUGUUUAAUUUCCCUCCUCUUCUUUAUUUUAUGCUUGCAAUAUAUAUUUUUUACUGUAAUGUAUUUUUUAAAACUGUUAUUGUAUUUACCAAAAGUCAAACUCAGAUCACCCAUUGCUAAUAAACUGUGUGUUCAUUUACACUCACUGACAACAAAAA